GCAGAGGCAGGAGCAGCAGGGGCAGGGACAGGGGCAGACGUGCAGGAGCCCAGCUAGCACUCAUGGCCAGCAGCAGCCGCAGCAGCAAGCCCAGGAGCAGCAGCAGGAGUCGGGACUUGUGGAGGGUCGUCGACAUGCUCGAGCCGUCUCGCCGCAUCGGAGUCCGGCGGGGCCUGAUGCCGCGAUGGCUGACUCGCCUGCUGCUGCUGCUGCUGCGGUGUCACAUCCACAGCAACAACAACAGCAGCCGCAGCAGCAGCAUAAGCCGGAAGAGCAGUCAGGGCAGCAGACAGAGCAGGAGGAGCGGUGUCCUGGGUCAUCGCACCGGCAGCAGCAGCAGCAACACCCGCAGCAGCAGCCCCUGCAAACGCUGGCGAUCGUGACGGGGGACUUCAACAGCACCGCUGGGAGUCCGCUGUACCAAUUCCUGGCCCGUGGGUCGCUGGACCUCUCCUGCACGAGUCGCAAGAAGCUCAGCGGUCAGCUACACGGCGUAUGUCACACGCAGUACAAACCGGUGUCGGAGGUGCAGCAACUGCAUGCCAACCUCACGGCCACGGCAGCAGCAGCAACCGCAGCAGCAGCAGCGGCAACCGCCGCAAGGUGCGCCGCCGCCGCCAACACCCCUAGCAACACCCCUAGCAACAACCCAGCUGCCACCGUCACCGCAACUGCAGUGUCGUGCGCCGCCUCACCGCCCGCUAGCCCCCUAGCUGCAACGGCGGGGGUACCAGCGGCGAAUACUGAUGGCACGUCUUCCGCCGCCUCCUCGAAAGCGCCCAACGCAACUGUAUCGCCAACGGCGCAACAGCAGCAGCAGCCACCACUUCUACAGCCGACGCCGUACGUACCUACAGCGGUCGUUCGUACGUCGCUCGACUGGCCCCAAGCGCCAUUGGGCCGACGUAACAGCGCCGGCGGCGCCUUUCACCAUCACCACCACAGCAACCACUUCCAUGUAAGCGGAGAGCGAUGGUCGGAUCGAGAGCUCAAAUGCGCCAUGGGAGAUCAGUACAACGGCCCGCCGCCGCUGUCGCCGCCGCCGCCAGUGGCGCCGUCGCUGUCGCUGUUGUACCAACCGUCCGGCUGCAGUCGGUUGGCAACGUCCGAGUCGGCGCCGUCGGUUAACUCCAAUGCUGGUCAGCCAUGCGAUGACAAAAGAGCCGGAGGCAGCUCAACAGGAGGGGAGCCCUUAGAGGUAUUAAAGGGUCGGGCUACGGCGUCUGAAGGCCUCCCAGCAGGAGAAGCUCCGGCACCGGGCACGGCAGCCACCGCUUCCAACGUCACCCCCUCCUCCUCGACCUGUUCGCCGUCGCUGUCGUCAUUGCAAGGCCAGCCGCAAGCCCAGCAGCAGCAGCAGCAGCCUGGCUCGCAAUUUGGUCGCGCACUGGGUCGCCAUCACAGCGUGCACGCAAUCGCUCACAUGACGGCGACACAGGGCACUAGCGGAAGCAGCGGUGGCGGCAGCGGUGGCGGCGGCAGCAGGUCCCUGCUAGGAGGGCCUGUCGGUAGUGUAUACCGGCGCUGUUCCGUCGACCUGCCGCCGUACUAUACUCCUACCGGUGGCCUUGACGGUACGGCACCCGUAAGGCCGCCUCUGAUUGUACGGCACCCUCUUCAGCUGAAGAGCAGCUACGUGGAGGUAUCGGCGGCGGAGCCUACCUUCACUUCCAUACACAGCGGGUUCAUGGGCACGGUGGAUUUCAUCUGGUACACCUCGGAGGCAAUCCUGCAGGGCAGCAAUAUGCAGGAGAGCAAGAUACAGGAGGGCAGCAUGCAGGGCAGCAAUAUGCAGGAGAGCAGUGGUUGCAGUACGGCGGCGAAUGGGGAGGCGACGGCCCCAGAACUGAAAGCGACGGGAACGCCUGUCCCGGCGGCCGGGCCGUCGUCGCCGCCAUCUCAACAUGAGGGCACGUCAUCAAUCGCCAGUCGUUCGGCUGGCGGCGGCGGCGGCUGUGACAAUGGCGACGGCAGCGGUUCUCAUUCAAUCGCAUCUCCGGAGACCAAUGAUGGUCAGCCUGCUGCCACCUCACCGUCUGACACGUCAUGUUCUGCAGCAACCGCCCCCACCGCUUCUAUCUCCACCUCUACUGUCAAACCCAAUGCCUCCUCUACCUCCUCCUCCUCCGACUCCCCGCCCAUUCGCUUCCAGCUGGUACCCGUGGCGGUGCUGCAGCCGCCCAGCAUUGAGGCCCUGCCGCGGGGACUGCCGGCGGAGGGCUGGGGCAGCGACCACAUCAGUGUGCUGACGCGCUUCGAGCUGCGGCCCGUGCCCGUGUCCGUGUGAUGGGUCGUGCCCGUGAGUCGUAUCUGUGCACCCAUGUGGGGGGCAGCGGUGGUGGGAGGGCGAGGUGGGGAAGGGGUUGCUACUGGGUCGCUGCUGCUGCUGCGGUAGUGGUGAGGGUAAGGGUGAGGAACGUAGGAUUAGGGAGGCCUGCUGGUGUUGAGAGGACGUGGCUGUUCGGUAGGUUGAGCUGUUCGGUAGGUUGAUGGUGUAGCAGCAUGUGCUAGCGCAUGAGAUGCACAUAAAGGGACUAAGGGAGGAGGCAGGGUCAGUGCAGGUUAGUCAUGUAGGAGUUGAGAAGAUGGGGGCGUUUUCAGAAAUUAUGCCCGGUUUGCCCAGUCAUGGGUUGGGUUGCGGUUGGUUUGCUAGGUGGGCUUGUCAUGACAUAGCCCGCAAUGUGUUGGAGGCCUCGGUACGUUUGGAUGGCCGCAGGGUUGCAACCUACCUUAAACUCGCCAGGGAUUGGUUCUUGGAUGAGCGGCUAGAUGACAUAGAAAAUAGCCGAUUAGCAAGGCGACGGUAAGCUACAAUCAUAACCCAUUUAAAGCCCUAGUUGCUAGUAAGAAUCCAUAUUUAAGGGCUGGCGAUGCCUCAGUAUGCAGUUGUUGUGUUGUGUUGCGCACUUGCCCCUUUCGUCGUUUAGUCAUGUUGCGGUCUUUUCGCAUUUUUGUCGUUGCUCCCUUCUGUCCCCCUGCUACAACGGUGUCGUGUUUGACCCAUGGGUCGGACCUAGAUCCAUGGGUGGUUAUCGCUAUGUGAGCUGUAGUUGGUUCUUCCCAGUUUGUAUGUCACAUUUGCUGGUGGGGUUCGGGGAAGCAAGGGGCUGCAGUCAUCGCAUGCCAGGGUGGUUUCGACAGAUGCUCGUGUACCGCUUUCCACACUUCUAACCGUCAUCCAGUGUUUGUGGGAGAGAUGGUCCCGGCAGUCUGAUAGAGAGGAGAGCGGAGAGGUGUUUUUGGCCGUGGUGUUGGUUGGUGGGAGUGGUUUUGGUGCCGUCAAGUCGGGGGGAGAGGGCAGAGCAUCAAUGCAGUGGAGAGGAGAGGGAGGAGAGGGAAGAGGGAGGUGGCUAGCUGGCGGCGAGGUAGCGCUAGAUGCUAGCUGUGUGCGGAUGGGGAUGAUGCUUGGCGUGAGAAGACGACACAUGAGAUCGAGCGAGCGAGUGCAAAACGGUAGGGCGUGACAGUGUUCUUGGAUUGUGUGUAUACAUGUCGCAAGCGGGUUAGCGUGAGAGUGCGUUUCCUAGUCAGGUGAUGAGGGCCAGGAAGGUGGCAUGGGCCUGGGCAGCGUAUGAUGGGCGGAAUAAGCGGGAGGAUAUGAAAGAGCUUAGCCGUGGUGUUGCUGUGACGCGACAGUGCAGGUGCGAACAGGAGCAGUGCGCAGUCAUGUGGGACACAGCUAGACCAGGCAGUCGAGGGGUCGUAGCUAUGGUCUCUAGGAAGUUUUGAUUUUUAAAGAAUAAAAACCCUCAUGCCGCAGAAGGUUUCUCACAGCCGGGUUUGUGGGGACACGUUCACGCGGGAUGCGUGGGCACAACAGUUAAGUACCGUGUCACGAACGGAAACGUCGGCUGCUGUUGAGGGGUGUUGCGCCUGCCUGCGUGUGUGCGCUUGCAAAUCAGAACCUAACAGUGCGUUUGAAACACAUAUGUUCCAUGCAGUGAUCUCCUUAAUCUCUGCUUCACUGGUGCGGUCUAGGCAGGUUGAGCUUUGACUAGCGUGCUAGAAAGUGCGUUAGGAAGGGAGCGUUGUUGGGUGGCCUGGCCCAGUCGACGUCAAGAGGCAAUUGACGGGCGGCUCUAGCCACCAUCGCUACCUUGUGAGGGACGAAGGGUCUUUGCGUUCUAGAUUGCCUGCGAAGGCUUGCGCCGCUGUAAGAGAUGACUCCGUCUGAAAGCAAUAACUACUG
Messenger RNA from Astrephomene gubernaculifera, 4189 nucleotides. Lineage: Eukaryota; Viridiplantae; Chlorophyta; Chlorophyceae; Chlamydomonadales; Astrephomenaceae. The record is from the annotation of a GenBank genome assembly.